Bufo gargarizans (Asiatic toad) is the source of this 2239-nucleotide messenger RNA. It is a transcript of the gene MXD3, whose product is annotated as MAX dimerization protein 3. NCBI's taxonomy places the organism in Eukaryota, Metazoa, Chordata, Amphibia, Anura, Bufonidae. Bases 314 to 919 code for a protein of 201 amino acids. The transcript is spliced from 6 exons. The record is from RefSeq and is a predicted model, not a curated record. Gene Ontology annotation, molecular function: RNA polymerase II cis-regulatory region sequence-specific DNA binding; protein dimerization activity; DNA-binding transcription factor activity, RNA polymerase II-specific. Gene Ontology annotation, biological process: regulation of transcription by RNA polymerase II.
GGGCACGGGCAGGGGUCGCAAGCAGCGGGCAUUUCUGGGGUGGGUGUGUGACUUGUGGGCGUGUUUAGGGUGGAGCCAGCUGACUGCUUGGUCUUAGUUACAUUGUGUAGGAAAAUAGUGUCUAGGUCUCUGGUAGAAUCCGAACGAGCCCAGUUUCUCCAGGUCGCAGAGUGUCCCUGACUGGGCCUAGUGAGGUCAGAGCUUGGGAUCACUCCGUGCAAAGGACGCGUCCAUAGAGCAGUAAGAAGCUGGGUAGGCCAGGGCCCUUACGUGACAGCCAGAGUCUCUAGUGCCAGAUCCCAGCCAGCCAGCUAUGGAACAGCUGCCCACCAACCUGCAGGUCCUGCUCCAGGCCGCUGAGUAUGUGGAGCGGAGGGAGAGAGAAGCAGAACAUGGCUAUGCUUCAAUACUGCCCUGUGACACUGCUACCCCCGGUAGGAGAAAACGCCAGAGGACCACCAGCAACCCUGACAGUGUUAGGUCUGUCCACAAUGAGCUAGAGAAACACCGGAGAGCUCAGCUGCGGAGAUGUCUGGAACAAUUGAAGCAGCAAGUUCCUCUAAGUGUGGAUACGUCCCGUCAUACAACUCUAAGCCUCCUGCACAGAGCCAGACAGCACAUCAAAAAACUGGAGGAUCAGGAACUGAGAGCCAAAAAUCUGAAAGAAAAACUGAGGUCAGAACAACAGAAGCUACGACAGAGACUAAAACAGCUACUACCCUCUAGUAGUACUGAACGCAUAAGAGCUGACAGUCUAGACUCCUCCACCCUGUCAUCUGAGCGGUCAGACUCUGACCAAGAGGAUUUGGAAGUAGAUGUGGAAGGAGUCAUCUUGGGAGCCAAUGAUGGGGACCUGUUUGUUUCAUUUAGUGCUGGCAUGGAGCACAGUUACUCUACUCCAGCUCAUGCCUGGCUAUGACAACAAUGAUGAAAAUGUGAACAGCAAUAACAGCUUUAUGAAGAAUUUUAACUAGCAUAUUUAACUUCCAAAAUGCCAUAUCCCUUCAAGGAUCUUCCCAUGAAGGUGGAGUCAAUUCACUAUUUGGAUCACACUUUCCUUCUUGUGGAAAGAUAAAAUCCAGUUUGUUUUUGUUUUUUGUUUUUUAACCCAUCCCCCCCCCCCCCCCAAAAAAAAAAUUUUUUUGCAUGGUGGUGAUCUACAAAUUAUACCAAACUUUACAUCCUCCAUAAGCAUAACUACGUGGAUAAACUGCAGCCACGCGCUAUGCUGUAGAUGGUACACCUGGAUGGGAUUCUCUUAAGGCCUCAGCAGAAGUCUUGGUGCUAUGUAACCAGCACCUCACGUGUUCACAUAAUUUAUUGUACAUACAUAGCUGCUGUGCACUGGUUGCACUGCGCUCCUGGACUUAUCAGAAGCACUUUGUUAUGCGUGCACUUAAAGGACCACCAUGUAAAGAACUAUAAAUAUAUUUUUUAUUCUUCAUAAAGAUCUAGGACCCCCUGCUGUAGGACUUAAAAGAAGAAAGCAUUUUGUGAGAUUUCAAUCAAUGGAUUCUCCAGUCUCCUAUGUCCAGUAAUAUAACAAAAUGGAUGCUUUCAUCUGAAACAAUUGCAGAAAUAUAUCUCUGGGAGGUUUAAUGUUUACAUGACUAUUACAUUGUAAAAAGUCAGAACUCGCAUGCACUUGCUGAAGAAGAGAAGCUUCUCGAUCGAGCGGCCUUAGCUGAUCUUCUCUUGGCACAGCACAAGCUUUUAGUUAGAAGCUCCUCCACUUCUGACAGCAGUAGGGUCUGGUCGUUACAGCCCCUGAUUUAAGAUGAGCAGCUUUCUUACAUUCCUAAGCCCAAGCACUACUUGUAAUGUGAGUUUUGACUUGGGCAGAGGUGAACCCCUCAGACUAAGCAUUAUUUUAUAUUGUAACUUCUAUUUUAGUAAAUGUGGUUUUUGUUCUGUAGAAAUGCUUGUCCUUUCUCUUUCCUAUUGCAAAAUUAGAUUUCACACAGAGGUUGUACUAAAUAAUAGUUGGAAAAACACAGGCACUAUGUAAGGGAUCUACAAUGUGCAGCAUAAUCUAUAGAUGUGAAAAUACAACAGUAUUAGCGUUGACUCAUCGCCUGUCUCGGGUACUACAAAGGUUGUGCUCACAUGAACAGGAAAUGUGAGUGAGGCCUUUUUAGGGCCCAGCUAUAUGUGGCAAGUAUGCAUUGCAAAGGGUGAAAUCUGCAGGAUAAAAUGACAUGCUGCAGAUUUAGGGUUCAGCAACAUGGUGAUCUUAGUU